Messenger RNA from Venustampulla echinocandica, 645 nucleotides. RefSeq lists its product as uncharacterized. The transcript has a single exon. Lineage: Eukaryota; Fungi; Ascomycota; Leotiomycetes; Helotiales; Pleuroascaceae. The coding region runs from base 1 to 645 and encodes 214 amino acids. The record is from RefSeq and is a predicted model, not a curated record.
AUGAAGGAGGAGGAAAACGAAUGGGGGACCGUGGCCGAUGGCAAUCACGCUACUGGCGUGAUGGCAACCGCGCAGAGACCUCUAGGAUCCUACCCCAGGUGCAGGCGUUGGGAAGCCAUCAUUUCAUUAGACCCAUUAAACAACUCCCCUGCACCGUGCCCCGAAAUUCGGUUCUUUAACCCGACAGGAGGCAGAGCCGGUGGCAAUAAUGUGUGGUGUGGCAUCAAUGUGGCAUCAACGUGCCAAACCCGCCGUGGGGAAAUCCGCCGACCUUUCUGGCCAUGGACACCUGCUGAGCCUACCAAUGCUAUCCUGGCGAGGCAAGCUCAGGACGGUGGUAGCGGCCUCGUGGCUGCGAUUCCCUCUAAUGAUUGCGGAGUAUCAGUAUCGAACCGAUAUGGAGCACAGAACAAAGUACACUACAGCGAGUACCCCGUACUCCGUGCGAUGUACGAAGUACCAACUCACGAUAUCCUCAUCCAUGUCGUGCAACGCGAUUGCAACCGUCCACGGGUUCGGGUCCGGAAACCACGUCUCCGAAAGGAACUAUCGAAAAGGGACUGUGCUGCAGAAAUUGGGUCUCCUGGUCCAAUCCCGAAAAGCUUCAACCGGCCGUGGGGAAACCGGCAGAGUUCCAACUCGUGA